CCUUCUUCUGCUCUGUCGACAUAUUAACAGGCCAGUAAAAUAUGGGCGCCUACAAGAGGUCCCGAGCGUCGUCAGUGAUGGGAGAAAAGAACGUAGAAAUAGAGACGGAAGACGGUAUCCGCGUGAAUCGACUUAAUCCGCUGUGACCGUGACGAACCGAUUUAGCAUCAUCUCUUUGUCAUCGUGACGCGUGACGUACAACCUCCUUUACCUCUGUCUUCCUCAUCGCGCACGGUGACGCGGCCUGGAUGGUGCGAUGGUGUACAUUCAGUCCUGGCAAGAAUAUCAAGAUGCAGCAGAGGCUCUGUAUGCAAAAUCUCCUGUGACCACGCGGUACUGCGUGAAAUGGAAGGCAUCCGAAGGAAAGCUUGUGUUGAAAAUAACGGAUAAUACAAGCUGUAUCAAAUUCAAAACUUAUUCCUCCAUAUUCCUCAAUAGGUUCGAAGCUUUGAAUCUGUCGUUGAUGGAAAAGAUGCAAAAUAGACGAAUGGUUGUGGAACCCACGCCUGCUCAAUCAUCGUCGCAUGUCGUAGAAAAGGUUGAAACCGCUGCGGCGUCUGCGGUAUCACCGUCGAGUACUACUCCAACACCGUUGACUAGCGGAGGAGGGGUGAAAAAGAAGAAGCCAAAGAAGAAGAAGGGAGGGUGACAGGCUGAAUGUUAUUUAGAUUGCGGUUGUGAUAGACGGGUCCUGAACCGUACGUAUUCCUCUACGCCUGACUUUGCGUCUUGUUCGGGUCAUUCAUCGUUGUCCCUAGUCCCUUAGUGCGAACUGUACUGGCGGACUUUGUGAUGUGAUUAGUAUUUGAACGCUCCAUCAUUGUACUAGCGCCACAUUCUCAAUAGUAAU
Molecule: messenger RNA, 850 nt
Organism: Desarmillaria tabescens
Lineage: Eukaryota; Fungi; Basidiomycota; Agaricomycetes; Agaricales; Physalacriaceae
Product: signal recognition particle, SRP9/SRP14 subunit
Exons: 5
Coding region: 257-649 (130 amino acids)
Biological process (GO): SRP-dependent cotranslational protein targeting to membrane
Cellular component (GO): signal recognition particle, endoplasmic reticulum targeting
Molecular function (GO): 7S RNA binding
Source: RefSeq, a predicted model, not a curated record